AGAGUGAGAGAAAUGGAGAGAUUAAAACAUUACCCUUUUUCUUUGUACCUACAUUUUUUCUCGUAUAAACAAAAUGUUUUGAUUCUUUACGUCAUUGAUAAAAGCAUCAAGAAUUUGGUUAAAUUACCCAGUUUGUGCAUUGCGUUUAGAUGAGAUCAAGCACCGACUCGGUAGGAGCUGCUGGCAGUAAAUCCCGUCCCUGGACAGACGAUUUAACAGUUUGCCCAUUUACUGCCGUUGGAGAAGCAACAAAUCAAACCUACCGGGAGGAUGGCAGUCGCGCUGAGGCAUGUAAAUCCCGGGACAGGAAGUGCCAUUGCACUGUGGAUGAAACGUUGUUAUAUGCCAUCUAUUCUGGGCAAAACGGUGUUCGAGUAGCCGAUUUCGCCUUGCAGAAAAUGGCUGCUGAUCUUCUGCUCGGCCAGCUAAACGGACGUGCAACGGAUGAGGCUGUGAAAGAUGUCAUUCGCCAGGCCUUCAACUCGGUGGAAAAGGGUUACUUUGAUUCAAUAGACGCUGACGUGGCCACUAAAACGGCUCUGCAGAUGCAGUUAUCUAUGGACGGACUAAGUCAGUAUCAAAUUUCGCAGGAGUUCAGAAACGUCUUGGAGAAGCUGGAUAAGAUCAACGUAGAACUCUCGGUUGGGAGCAGUGCAGCUCUAGCAUUGAUCUAUCAGUCUAAACUUUACAUUGGUAACAUCGGAAAUUGCCGUGCCUUAUUGUGCAAGACUGAUGAGUACGAAACGCUAACCGUAACUCAGCUAAGUGUUGACCAUAAUUUGUACAAUGAAGAGGAAGUUCUUCGCUUGUGUCGCUUGGGUUUGGAAACCCAGAAUUUCGAAAACUGUCCGCUGUAUAGUACCAAGUGUAUUGGGAAUUAUCUGGGUAAAACUGGUUAUAAAGAUUGCGACUUUCUCUCGGAUGCUUCCUCAGAACCAGUUAUCUUUCAACCAGAGAUCGUAGGAUCGAUUCCGAUCACACCGGCAUGUAAAUUUCUAGUGCUAAUGUCCAGUGGUCUUUGCCGGGCCUUACACGAUCUCUACCCGGGUGACACCAGCAAAGGGAACCGCAUCCUAAUUCAGUUCAUCGCUGAAGAAUUUCAAAGUCAAUCAACGUUGGCAGGAGUGGCCCAAUCGGUUGUACACCGAAUUGUUCAGCUGCAUCAUGACGCUUUCAUGGAGCACGUCUUGGAGGGUAGAAAAUCCCCAUUCAGCAAUCGAGACGAUAUCACUCUGCUGAUCCGCAAUUUUAAUUACCCGCUACCGAAUGCGUUCAACAAUCGAAAGAACAGCAGCCGUUCGUUCACCUCGACAGCGUCAGCCUCUUCAACGGCAAGUUCCGAUGCGACACCAACUAACCACAGUUAUGGCACCGAAACAGACUGCUCCGUUAUGGGGACAAAUGUGUCCGUUGCCAGCUCGGAAAGGAGUGAAAAUGACGAUUUCCCCGAGCCGGAGAAAAAGGUUACACCGUAUGUGGAUUUUUCGGACUACCACCGCCGAGUUGCGGCAGCACGAAAGCUGGGAAAACUUCCGCCGGACAUAGAGUUCGAUUAAAAGCAACGAAACGAUGGAAACCGUAUUUUUUGGGUUUGUUUUAAUAUAAAUACACAAACAAUAUAAAACGUUACU
This is a messenger RNA of Wyeomyia smithii (pitcher-plant mosquito), 1631 nucleotides long. RefSeq names its product TGF-beta-activated kinase 1 and MAP3K7-binding protein 1-like. Gene Ontology annotation, molecular function: protein serine/threonine phosphatase activity. Gene Ontology annotation, biological process: protein dephosphorylation. The record is from RefSeq and is a predicted model, not a curated record. Bases 150 to 1556 code for a protein of 468 amino acids. Lineage: Eukaryota; Metazoa; Arthropoda; Insecta; Diptera; Culicidae. The transcript is spliced from 4 exons.